Miscanthus lutarioriparius is the source of this 429-nucleotide messenger RNA. The record is from the annotation of a GenBank genome assembly. NCBI's taxonomy places the organism in Eukaryota, Viridiplantae, Streptophyta, Magnoliopsida, Poales, Poaceae.
AUGGCUCGUACUAAGUGUACAGAAGUCGACCGGAGGAAAGACACCAAGGAAGCAACUCGUUUCAAAGACAUUUAUUGCUGCUCGCAAGAGAGUGCCGGUAACCGGAGGAGUGAAGAAGCCUCGCCGUUACCGCCCCGGAACCGUAGCCCUUCGUUAGUUUCUUCCAGUGAAAUUCGCAAGUAUCAGAAGGGCACCGAGCUGCUCAUUAGGAAGAUGCCCUUCCAGAGGCUCGUCAGGGAGAUUGCCCAGCUUCAUAAGAGUGACCUGCGUUUCAAGAGCCAUGCGAUCCUUGCUCUGCAGGAGGCGGCAGAGGCGUAUCUCGUGGGCCUCUUCGAGGACACCAACCUGUGUGCCAUCCAUGCCAAGCGGGUCACCAUCAUGCCCAAAGAUGUUCAUCUGGCUACCAGGAUCCGUGGCGAGAGGCACUAA